AGAUACAUGUUUAUUCAAACACAAGAUACCCCAAACCCUAACAGCUUAAAGUUUAUACCAGGAAAACCAGUUCUUGAGACAAGGACCAUGGAUUUUCCCACAGCAGCUACAGCAUUUCGUUCUCCUCUGGCUAGGCAAUUAUUUAGAAUUGAAGGAGUAAAAAGUGUCUUCUUUGGACCAGAUUUCAUUACUGUCACAAAGGAAAAUGAAGAAUUAGACUGGAAUUUACUAAAACCAGAUAUUUAUGCAACAAUUAUGGACUUCUUUGCAUCUGGCUUACCCCUAGUUACUGAGGAAACAUCUUCAGGAGAAGCAG
Molecule: messenger RNA, 316 nt
Organism: Marmota flaviventris (yellow-bellied marmot)
Lineage: Eukaryota; Metazoa; Chordata; Mammalia; Rodentia; Sciuridae
Source: RefSeq, a predicted model, not a curated record